Molecule: messenger RNA, 522 nt
Organism: Eucalyptus grandis
Lineage: Eukaryota; Viridiplantae; Streptophyta; Magnoliopsida; Myrtales; Myrtaceae
Product: TMV resistance protein N-like
Exons: 1
Coding region: 1-522 (173 amino acids)
Biological process (GO): signal transduction
Source: RefSeq, a predicted model, not a curated record
AUGGCGAGCUCAGAGAUAGGCUCAAGCACCAGCAAUAUUACAGGAAGUGAGUUUCAAGUAUUCCUGAGUUUUAGAGGGCUAGAUACUCAUCGUGGGUUCACUAGCAGCCUUUAUCAUGCCUUGGUAGAUGCCGGGAUUCGUGUUUUCAUCGAUGAUGAAGAGCUUCGACUGGGUGAAAGAAUUAGUGACAACCUUCUACAAGCGAUCAAUGAUUCCAAGCUCUACAUACCUAUUUUUUCCAAAAACUACGCUUCAAGUCAUUGGUGCCUCCGCGAGCUUGCGAAGAUGGUGGAGAACACCUCUAAAUCUAAAGAAGAUGAGAAGAAGGUCAUAUUGCCCAUCUUCUAUGAUGUGAAUCCAUAUGACGUGAAGUUGAAAACCAUGUUGUAUGGAAAGGCCAUAUCGAAAUUAAAGCAAGAGAUGGAGGAUCGGAAGAAGUUCAGCUCCAAGGAUGUAGAGAUGUGGUGCCAAGCUCUUAAAGAAGUUGGCGGCACCAAGGGAUGGGAACUAGAGAAAUAUUAG